UUAACCGAAGUAGCUUGAGCUGUGCUCGAAUAGUUUGUGUGGUCUCGACAUCUCGUUUAAACCCAGUAACCCACCACGUUAUUAAUGCAAAAAAUUCCGAAUAAAAAGAAAAAGAUUUAAGCAGAGCAAAUUCAGCAAAACUAGCGGUUGAUCUCCAGUCUACUAAACGGCCGAUCAGACUGGCCGGUGUCUUAAGUCUCUCCGGCGAUCAGGUAAGUUUUUGAUAUUUGGGAAUGGCAACUUAUUUGUGGAGAAAAUAUGCUGAUUACCUGCACACUAAGUGGGAGAAAGAAGUACUUUGGACAAUGGUUGAUCCGUUCAAGCGUCCAAAAUCAUUUACACCUCUUGUUACAAUCUAUGUAUGUGCCUUCUAUACUGGGGUCAUUGGAGCUGCAAUCACCGAGCAACUCUACAAGGAGAAGUACUGGGAAGAGCAUCCCGGCGAGGCAGUGCCAAUUAUGAGACCAAAAUUCUAUGGCGGGCCUUGGAAGAUUUACAAAGGAACCGUUCUUCCACCCAACAAGUGAAAAUCAAGACUUAAAUGGAGCUCAAAUGAUGGAAGAAAAACGUUAUAGAUGCUACUGAUUCCUUUCAUAUGCAGUGAUCUUGGUAUGUCUAAUUGUCUAGCUAACAUAAUCUGUACAAACAGUAAGUAACUACAUUGCGUUAUUUUCUUUGCAUUGUUUAAAUAAUUCAGUGAUAUAUGUUACCUUCUAAUAUGGCUAUUAGGUAUAAUCAUCUUAGGACUCAAAAGCUUCUUUUGUAAGAUCAUAUUCAUUUGUAGGAGCUCGUUCAUCCCAA
Molecule: messenger RNA, 801 nt
Organism: Erigeron canadensis
Lineage: Eukaryota; Viridiplantae; Streptophyta; Magnoliopsida; Asterales; Asteraceae
Exons: 3
Coding region: 234-527 (97 amino acids)
Source: RefSeq, a predicted model, not a curated record